Messenger RNA from Antechinus flavipes (yellow-footed antechinus), 7720 nucleotides. RefSeq names its product ubiquitin conjugating enzyme E2 Q family like 1 (gene UBE2QL1). The record is from RefSeq and is a predicted model, not a curated record. The coding region runs from base 1201 to 2208 and encodes 335 amino acids. Lineage: Eukaryota; Metazoa; Chordata; Mammalia; Dasyuromorphia; Dasyuridae. The transcript is spliced from 2 exons.
UACGGCGGGGUCCCAGUAGAAGCAGGGGAGAUCCCGACCAGAGCCUAGGAGUCGGUAUACAAGCAUCUAGAUUCCCGGGAGGAACACGACGGUUCCGGGGCUGAGAUUAGCCAUUCUGACUACCCAUCUCCUCUCAUCCACGAAACAGCGUGAUCCCCGGAGUCUGCCUGUCUCUGAGGACACCCAGCAGAAGGAGACGCGAUUUUGCAGGGGGAGAGAGAGCAACCCCGGAAUCUCCCUCUCUUCUCAACCUAAAACCUCUUCUUUCCCCCGCCCCCAUUCCCCACAGCAACGCUUGCCCGCAAUCUCUUCUCUCCUCCAGAUCCCUUACUCUCAAGACCUGCUCUCUCGGAAGCCUGUGAAGAGUCUGAGAAUCGCGCAACAAAGAAGAGUCAGGAAUUACUAACCGGGAAACCUGAUCAUUGCUGCUGCAGUGACUAGGAGAUAGCACGACCAUCUCUGCCCUCCUUCCCGCCCCCAGCUAAGCAACGCUCCCUCCAACCCCCUUUUUACUCUUCGCCCCCAUCAUUCCUGCCCAUGCUGCUCAGUGAUUGAUCAAUCUCUGAGUGCCCCCAAAGGGAAGGAGACUCCUUGCUUGCAGUACAGCAGCCCCCUCUAUCUCUCCCCUCAGAAGGGGGAAAGAAAUAGAAGGGAGGAGAGAAGAGGGAUAAUCAUAUGACCGUGGUAAUAAAUAACCCGAAGGAGAGCCAGUCCUGCUAGCUCAGAUGCUGCAAUGCUGCCAGCUCUGAGUAUGGGGAGAGAGAGUCUCUGAGAGAGCCAUCACAACCGACCCCCAUCUCUUGCGCAGCCCCAGAAGCCCCAGUUCCAGUCUUCUUCCCCGGAAUAUCCGAGCCCUGCAGCACAAGCUGCUUUCCUGUCUGGCCGAGAGCAGAGAAAAAAGAAGCAAGUUGUCCCGUAGCAGUGGUGGCGCCGGCGGCGGCGGCGGCCAAGGCAGUCAGACGUCCAGCUUCUCACCGCCUUCCAGUCCUUCAGCCCCGCGUCCCCGCCCCUGCGCGCAGCGCUUCGUGUGCGCCUCCCUUCGCCUCAUCUUCUCCUGCUCCACUGGGUUAGCGCGGAGUCCGCGGCUGGGGCUGCACGUUCCAGGUAGUCAGCAGGGGAAGAAGUCAAGUCAGCCGCCACGGUCUAGGAAAGAGUGGUUAUUUUUCUCCUGGAUCGCCCGAGCCCCAGAAGAAGAUUAAAAUGGCUACUCUGCUUCGGAAAAUCGGACUCAUCCGGCUGCACAAUCGGGACACUGAGGACCCCAAACAUCACCACAACCAUCUCCACAGCAGCAGCCAGCACGGCCGCGGCAGCGGCGGCGGCUCCUCUCUGAGGGGCAAAGGCAACCAGAAGAACCACAGUAACAAGCAGCAGCAGCAGCAGCAGCAGCAGAAUGCUCCGGGAGGAGGGGGCGGCUGCAGCGGCGGCGGUAUCAAUGAAGGCAGCCCUGGGCACUCUAAGAACAAGCGAGCGCUAGAGCUGGCCAACAAGGACAAGCAGCAGCAGCAGCAGCAACAGUCCAGCUCCGGGAGCCACAAGGAGAAGCAGGCGAGCUCCAGGGAGAACCAGUCCACUAAGGAAUCCAAGCAGCCGGGUGGGGGCAGCGGCCGCAGCAGCGGAGGCGGGAAGGGUUCUUCUCAGGUGGCCCAGACCCCAGCAGCCAGCAGCCUGGCGCCAAUGGGGCGAGGGCAGCCCGGUACCCAGGUGAGGAGCCGGCGAUUGAUGAAGGAGCUGCAGGACAUCUCCCGGCUGAGCGACCGCUUCAUCUCAGUCGAGCUGGUAGACGAGAGUCUCUACGACUGGAAUGUGAAGCUGCACCAGGUGGAUAAGGACUCGGUGUUGUGGCAGGACAUGAAAGAAACCAACACCGAAUUCAUCCUGCUCAACCUCACCUUCCCCGACAACUUCCCCUUCUCGCCGCCCUUCAUGAGAGUGCUCAGCCCCCGGCUGGAAAACGGCUAUGUGCUGGACGGGGGAGCCAUCUGCAUGGAGUUGCUCACCCCUCGGGGUUGGUCCAGCGCCUACACAGUCGAGGCUGUCAUGAGGCAGUUCGCUGCCAGCCUGGUGAAGGGCCAGGGCCGAAUCUGUAGAAAAGCUGGCAAAUCAAAAAAAUCCUUCAGUCGCAAGGAAGCGGAAGCAACGUUUAAGAGUUUGGUGAAGACUCACGAAAAGUAUGGUUGGGUCACCCCUCCGGUCUCUGAUGGCUGAUAUUUGAAACACUUGCAUUAGACGCUUACAAAACAAAACAAAACAAAACACACAAAUACUAUGACAUCUCCUCCUCAGUGCUGUACAUCCACUCAUCCUUUUCUACGUCAGCUUCUGUUAGUACUAUACCAUGAAUGUCAAAGAGACAUUUAAGUUAUUUAUGGACAGAUUGUUUACAGAAAGAGAAAGAGGGAGGGAGAGAGUUGGGUAGAAAAAAAUACUGUUUUAAGAUUGUUUCAAAAAUAAAUGGUCAUCUUGAAGUCACUUUAGAGUGAAUGUUGAGAUACUAUCAUUUCCUUUCAUUCACCUCCCCCCCAUAUAGUUCACAUUGUUUUCACCUUCUUGCCAUGACAGCUGCACCAAAGAGCAGAUAUGGAAAAUCUGUCCAUUUCUGCUCAGUCCAUUUCAAUGUAAAUGAAGCUGUUCAUCUUUAAUAGGGAAGCAGUGCAUUGCAGAUACUUGUUUGCUGUGCUGUUUAUCUUUAUUUUAUUUUCUAGCAAAUCAACAUAACUUGAAGAUUUGUCUUUAUGUGGAGCUAUGAUCUGCUGUGACUAAAUUUAGACCUCAUUUGUGAUCUCUUUGACCUUUUGCCUCAUAAAAAAAAAUUCUGACAUUGCCAGUCCUCAUGGGACAAGAUCAUCUCACUUGGUCAAAAUAUGCUCUUUAUGCUGAUUUUGUGGUAUUCUAUUGUUCACAAACAAACUGAGAAAAGACUGGUAAGGUUUCCAAUAAACAGGGCAACCCAUACUCUAGAAUGGGAUUCAAAGUAAUUAAUUGAUGGUAGAAUCAAAAUAGCUUUUUUUUUCUUUUACUGAUGUAAUGCAGUAUUGCUAUGAUAGCACAUUUGUUUGUUUGCCUGUCAGCUUUCAACUGGCAAACCAUACACAAAAAAGUAUGUCGAUUUAUGUUCACAAACGUUAAUGACAUUUUAAAAUAUGUGCCAGUGGAUGUGAAAGUCAGAGCUUCAAAAAAGUAAAAUAAGUGAACUGUAAGAUGAUUUGCAUGGCUGGAUUUUUUUUUUAACCAAAUAGUCAUUGUAUGUACUUUGAUCCCAAUAUGUGAGAGAACCCAUUGCUGUAUAUAAAUGUCCUGUUAUUUAAUCUUUGGGGUUUCAUUUUUCUCUUCUGUUAAAUUACUUAGAACUUUCUUUAAAAAAAAAUUCCAAGAAAGCAAGAAAUAAGUUUAUAUUGACCUGUGAAAAAAAGGUUAAAAUGGUGAUUCCAAAUGGAAAAUAUUAUUGAACAGAUUUUAAAUAAAAUCACCCAUACCCUGUUAUACUGUUUCAAGAAUUCAGUCAUUUGGGGAUACUCUUCCGCUUAAAAUAUUUACCCUAUUGGAUUCCUAAUACCAGAAAAAGUGAUUGAUUAUAAAAGAAAUCCUGUCAAAAACAUUGCUAUAACGACCCCAGCUUGGUCAUUUAUGCCAGUGCUUUUGAUCAAAUUCUCUAAACAAUUACCCGUUGUAUUUUUUCAUGGGUUGGAAGGUUGGGGGAAGGGAAACCUUUUUAGUAAUUAUUUAUGAUGCUUCAGGCAUUUUUGGCUGCUGAGAAGCUCAUUUAUUUGGUCUAAGAAUUUUAAAGUUCAUAGAGAUAGUGCUACAAAGAACAGAUGGUUAUGAGCUACCCAGUGUGGCUUGGUGACUAACAAAUUCAGUCUUUGCUUUCAGGUGGUCACAUGUUUUCUACUGCUGUUUUUGCUUUUUAAAAGCUCAAAUUUUUCUCAAAAAAAAAAAUCCACCCUCUUCUUUCAUCAAGCCAAAAGUAAAUAUCUUGAGUGUUGUUCAAAAUCUUAACUAAUCUAUUUCCAAUAAGGAAAGAGGAAAUUUGCCUUGUUUAGUUUUCUGCUCAAAAGUACUUGCUUCUCAUAAGAUCAUUAUGAAAAUAUAUUGUAAUGAACUUAAAGGGAAUCACAUUUGAUCCUCUGCAGUGGAAUUCUCUGUUCAAAAAGUACAAUUUAGGGGAUGACAUUUGAAUUGUUAGGUAAUGAAGACAAUUUCAUUAUGGAAUUGCUUUAUAUUAGAUUUUUAUUUUAAAGAAUCUACAAGAUACAAAUAAGUUUGGCAAUUAAUUUUUUAAAAAUAUGGAUCUAUGGUUUUAUCAGUAUAAAGAGUUCCUAAAGAGUAAACUCUCUCUAUAAAUCCUGAUCAAUGACUGUUUUGUAAACUAUAGUUUUAGAAAGUUGCCUGGAGUCCUAAAAAGUUAAGUGACUCAGCCAAGAUCACAUAGCCAAUAUGUAUGAGUCAGGACUUGAACCCAGAUCUUUUUGACUUAGAGGUCUACAUUCUGUCCACUGUAUCACACUUCCUCUCUUACUUAGGAAUUAUCUCCUACAAAACAAUGAUAAACUUUUUUUUGUUCUUUCCCCUUUGUUUCCCCAGUGUUGCAAAUUUUUAAGAUAAAAGGCAACCAUUCUUUCUGAAAGCUGUGACCUAAUGCAAGAUUCCAAGGCUUUAUUCAAGAAAACAAAUUCGAACAUAAUAAUUCCAUGAUACUUGUUAGUUACUUUGCUUUAAAUAAUAUUAUAAGCUCUUUUAAAUUGAUUGAGAUACAAAACUUUCUACUGAGUUUUGUACAAAUGAUGAAAUAAUGAGGUGUAACCCCAAAGUUUGAUCCAUUGCUUAUCUAAUGAUUAUGUACAUUAAAGAGGAAAUAGGCUUGAUUUCCAACUUCUUCUUGAACCUCUAUAUUUAUCUUCUAGAUAUUAUUUUCAUUAUGAAUUAUUUUAAUAGACUCCCAUUGCAUGGUUGCAUGAUCUUCCACAGAGAAGUAUGGAAAAAUGGUUUUGUGUUGAUAUCCAUGUUCAAAGAAUACAUACUCUCCAUUAUGGAGUGGGCAAGAAGCAGGGUAAUGAUGUACUCCCUGGGAAGCAGCAUGGUAUAAUGGAAAUAACAUUGGAUUUAAAGUCAGAAGCCCUGGUUUCAACUCUCAUCUCUGCCACUGAUGACCUCUGUAACUUCAAAAAAAAUUUAUUUCACCUCUCUGGGCCUCAGUUUCUCAUCUAUAAAAUGAAAGAGUUGGACUAGAUGGCUUCUAACAAUUCUUCUGGCUCUAAAUUUAUCCUUUAUGGCUAGUACUUUAAGAAAAAAUACUGCCACCAUUUCUAGAAAAUGAUCCUGUGGCAUCCUAUUAUAAUGCUGAUAAUAGAGGACAGUAACAGCUUCUGCUUUCUAGAUGAGAAAUAACUAUGGAAUAUUGAGUUUUUGCCAAAUGUUGUUCUCUUAGAAUGUAGUAGCUGGAAAGUAUUUAAAGAUCAUCUAGUCUAAUGCCUCUAUUUUUACAAAUGAAUAAAGUGAGACCCAGAUAGGAGAAAUGAUUUGCCAAUGGCCAUAGAGUGUCAGAAUUGGGACUAUUAGAUCAUUCUGCUUCUCAUAUUAUGUUAAGCCUGAUCCAAAUUCUUACCAGAAUAGAACUUAUAAUGAGAUCCUGCCAUUUUUUUACCCAUACAAAAACAAAAUUUAUGAGUGAAAGGACCCGAUAAUUGUAAUGAAAAUAUAGACCAAGUUUAUUAGGCAUUUUAAACCUGAAUCAUAAUAAAGAACUUAUUUCUUGGAAUCAAUUGAAAGGCAGUGUUCUUCAAAGUUUGAUGAGUUAUUCAAAGUGAGCAACCUCUUGUUGAAAGUGAAUUAGAAAAGACAAGAAAUAUGAGAUGAUAUGUCCCACUCAGUAUGUAAUAGAGUUAGACAGUUAGUGUUCUGAGUAGCUGAUCUUAAACAGAAAUUUAUAUUUUAGUUUUGUUUUAUUUCCUCAGUGAAAUAUUAUAACAAUUUAGCCCAGUAGUUGGAUGGGAGAUAGCCCUUGAACUUUACAAAUCAUCAUUUGGUUAAAAGGAAAAUGCUACUGAUUUUAUUCUGUAAUACUUCACAAACUAUCUAAGUAGUAGAGACUGGAUAAUGGCAAUACUAAAGAAAGCAGCAAAUGGCAACUAAGUUCAGGACAAUUCUUUUAGCUGAUGUUCUAUAAAGCAAGAAGAGCAAAGUCUGAAUAUAAAUGUUUUUGAAUAAGAAGUAAAACCCAAAAAAUAAAUAGAUUGUUUUUCUUUGCAGCUCAUAAUAUAAAAUAUAAUACAAAAAUCAUGAAUUGAACUGUUGGCGCUCAGAUACUCAAACCUUCAUUUGGGGUCAACAUAACAGCAUAUGCUUAAAGAAUAAACAGACAUUAUUUCCCAUAGCUAAAUGGGUUUUUAAAUCUUACCUAACUUUGGGCAUUGCAGAACAUUUUUUCAUUCCUUCACUUAACAAAUAAUUAAGUCAAUGGCAUAUUGUUCCAUUUAUAACCUAAGGAAGAAACAAACUGAAGAAUAAAACUAGUUUGUGAAAGCACUGGGACCAUCACCUCAUUCUCAUUUCAAAUGUGAAUAAAAGUGGACUGAUCUAUAUUGAGUUUACAUGCAGAAAAAUCUCUAGUCCAAGAAUUCAUAAGGUUUUUAGAGUAACUAGAUGUAAGUCACUCUGAGUUUAAUAGAAAAUUGCCUCCACUUUGAACAGUUCUUGAAGAGAUUAUAGUUUGUACACAUAGACAUGUAACUAAGAAAUAAAGUUUUCCUACAUUGUCUUCUUCAGAAAAACAAUGUAAAAAGAAGUGAGCAGUUGCUUAAAGCUAUACUUGUGAUUUAAAGACUGACAAUACAAUGAUUGUGGCUUUUGUAAAUAAGUCACUAGCUACUUGUGUUAUGCUUUGAAAUUUACAGCAUGAGUACAAUAUUACUGUACUUUGAAUUUUAGUCAUGUUUCUAAGCAUUUGAGUAUGUAAUGUCAAUUUACAACUUAAAAUUGUGUUUUCUUCUGAGGCACUUAUGUAUGAGUUCAAAUGUCAUAUUUUGUGGACACACCAACACUCUUCAUCUCUAAAUCUUGGGCAAAUCAUUAGUGAUACCAUUAACUAAGUUAAAAUAGAAAUGAUAAUAUAACUUGAAUGUGCUUGUCUUAUUUCUGCUUGCCUUGCCUUUUGAUGAUUUUACAAAUGUUACCAUAAUUACAGUAGUAGAAUGCUGAAAUACAUUAGUGGGGUUACUGUGAAGAUUGGGAAUCUCAACUAUUAUUUCCAUUGGUACCUUUGGAGUAUGCUGUUUUCCAAGUUAUUAAUCUUAAUCCUCAUUAGAGGAGAAAAAAGAAUAUGGAAUUAAAUAGGAAAUUUAGGGGAAAAAACAAUGGCAAGUAUACAGAAAGAGUAUGCAUGUGCAAAUAGGAGUGUAUGUGUAAGAAAGACAGACAGCAAAAGGUCAGUUUCCUAACAUGAAAAAUAGUAAUUUGGGAAAGUAUUUAAGUUAUUAAAUAUCAAUCCAGUAAAUGACUUUAUGCUGAAUAUUUGUUACAUACUUGCAUGGUUUAAAUUCAGUUGUUUUUGCUUGUUUUCCUGACAUUCAUUAUCUUUUGUGAUCCAUUGUUGCUGUGUUUUUUGUCAUGUGAUAUUCUAUGAUCUUUUGUGCUUUAAUUUAUUUGUGGUUUGCCAAAUGGAGGCUUUGAAGCAUGUCACGGGUAUUCUCUAUAAAAAUCAAUGAAAUGUAACUGAACCAAA